Molecule: messenger RNA, 4074 nt
Organism: Chaetomium globosum CBS 148.51
Lineage: Eukaryota; Fungi; Ascomycota; Sordariomycetes; Sordariales; Chaetomiaceae
Exons: 3
Coding region: 1-4074 (1357 amino acids)
Molecular function (GO): protein binding
Source: RefSeq, a predicted model, not a curated record
AUGGUUCUGACACCGCCACCCUUGCCAAUGCGCUUCCCAUGCUGGGUGCGCGCAGUCUACUCGUGGGGAGGAGAGUCUAAGCGUGAUCUCGGCUUUAUCGAAGGCGACCUCAUUGAGUGUCUCAACGCAGGCGAUGGCUCGUGGUGGACUGGGAGGUUGUUUCGUGAUAAGAGGGCAGUGGGCGUGUUUCCGUCAAAUUUCGUCGAGGUAUUGCCGGACACUUUCCGGCCGACUACCAGAUCUGUCAGCCCAUUGCCUAACGGCAACACGCCCAGCCCCAGGGGUACUCCGCAAAAAUCGAGAACCUUUCGCAAGCCCUUCGAGGCAUACGCCAAAGCGCCGCACUACACCACGGCCAAGACCCCCGAGACAUGGAAGGAUGGGAUUAAGCCACGCGAUGCAGCAGAGGCGUUGAGGGAGGGGGCAGCUCGAUCCCGCGACACCUCGAGAAAUUCCGUUGACUACUCGAGCAUGACUUCUGCUGUCAGUCUCAAGGGCGGCAGAUCCCCGGCGCGGGCUCCCACCCAUGUUGGGCGAGAUGCUUCUCCAGCCAGAGCCCCCAGCCAUAUCGCGCAGGAGCACUCCCCUUCACGGUCUCCUAGCCACGUCGGCCAAGACUACUCACCUGGGAGGACGCCGAGUUAUAUUGGACGGGAGCCUUCACCACAGGUCCCGAUUCAUGCCAACCGGGAUCCCUCUCCUGCCCGAGCCCCUAGCUACGUUAACCGGGAUCACUCUCCCUCCAAAGCUCCUAGCUACAUUAACCGAGACCCUUCUCCUGCCCGGGCUCCCAGUUAUGUCAACCGGGAUCCUUCUCCUGCUCGGGCUCCCAGCUACGUUACCCGGGACCCCUCUCCCUCCCGGGGUUCUGGCUACGUGAGCCGAGACCCCUCUCCUGCCCGAGGUUCUGGCUAUGCUAGCCGCGAUCCCUCUCCUCACCGCGCGCCCAGCUAUGUCGAUCGGGACCCUUCCCCUUCACGAGCUCCUAGUUUUGGCUCCAGGGGACCCUCCCCUGCCCCGUCAUACAUACCUUACCGGCCCCCACAGGCUCGCCAGCAUGCUUACCAUCUCAGCUUGGACCAGGUAGAGCCCUACCGGCCUGCCCCAUUACAAGGAGGUGAUUCCCCUCCUCCUCCGCCGCCUCCGCCGCACCGCUCAAAGUUGGCAAAGCAUGGGACCCAUGCGUCAUACGACGAGGGCUACUACGGGGGCCUGGUAAAGGAACCUGCUGCGCUAUCUAGAGAGCACUCCAAUGCGUCGUAUUACAGGCCGCGGCAGGGUUCAAACGCAUCUUAUGAGCCCCCGGCUGCGGCCACGGGGUACCAUACUCCCAGGAUGCCAUCGCCGUGUCCCCCCUCACCCGGCGGAUUGACUCCGUCUCCGUUGAGAGAGGCGAUGGACGACGUGAUGGAGCAACUUGAUGCUCUAGGGGCUGGUCGAGAGGCCGAAUCCCCUGCGCCGCCAGCGGCAUUGGACCCCUGGUCCCCCGAGUCUUUUGACAUGGUACAUCAUCUUUCGAGGAAGAAGAGAGACCCGCAACGCCGCCCACAAUCCACAGCGGGAAUUUUGCUUCCUACAGACGAAGGAUACGAAACGUACAGCGGAAGUGCUGAGUCUUCCCAAGAGCCCACUCCUCAAGACACUCAUCAACAGCCUCUCCCUCAGCUCAGCAACUAUGUCGAACGGAUGGAGUCGCGGCUGAAGACUAUGCAUCAACAAAAUUCUAGCAUGCUUGAUGUGGAGGACGAGCCGCCCCCUCCGCCCCCUAAACGCGGUCAUCUGUUCGAACGCCCCAAGUCCUCGGUGGACAUAGAUGGGCAGCCGGAGCAGAAGCUGCGGAAUAAAAAGUCGGCUUACGAGAUUAGCCGACAGGUCCUCAACAGGACCUUUACCACCAAGACCAACUCGACAAAUAGCUCGUCAGCGACACAAAACACUGAUCGUAGUUUGAUGAGCGGCGUGUCGGCGGGGGGGAUCAGUGCUACGAGCGCCGGGAGCCUCGCAAGGAAGAAUCGGAGUAGGGCUCAGAGUGCGCUUGCUAUGCGGGAUCUCGAUGCAGACCGGCCCGGCACGCCGUUCACGGGAGUUACAUACCAUAGCAGCCAUGCAUCUGGCGACCCACGGUCCAAGUCCCAAAUGGGCCUGCAUGAGGACCCCAUGGCCUCGGUGGGGGGGCUGGUUUCUCCAAAGCCGAAAAAGCAAAACUUUAUCAAGCGCAUCCUCGAGUCUGCCAAGACCGGAGUCGCGAGCACCAGGGGGAGCAUCGCGACUGCGAGCUCUGCUCAGUCACCCUCAGGCCGAUCAACACCCGCUCUUCCCUCUCUCUCUGGGCCCUUGUUUAGCAGACCGGGGCGAGAUGCUGGCAGAGAAAUGGGGCCCGGCGCUGGCGUGGACUGGGUACAGGUGCGGCGCGAUGUCAACCGAUCCAACUCGCUGAGCCAGAACGAGCUCUUGGAGAGAAGAGAAAGGUGUCAAAUGCUCGACUACCCUGCGUUGGACCCGGUGGAAGAACUAUAUAGCAGUAUCGACGGUGAUGAGGGAGCGGACGGGAUGCCGGUGGCCGAGCCGGUAAACUACAGCGCCAUCAACCUAAGUCAGGUCGACAAAAACUCGCGGCCCUACCGUAGUGACGUACAACGGCUGCGCUCCAUAUUCACCUGGGUGUCGGAAAAGAUCGCAUGGGAGGAGGACUUUGACGGCCCCAUUGACACGCGGCGGGUGAUACAAACGAAGCGUGCGUCUGCCGAGGAGUAUGCAACUCUGGUCCUAGAGAUGUGCGCAGCGGUCGGGUUGACCUGCGAGAUCGUCCGCGGAUACCUGAAAUCUCCGGGAGAAAUUUCGGAUGUCAACAUCAUGCCCCGGUCCAACCACUGGUGGAACGCCGUGCUGGUGGAUAACGAAUGGCGGCUGAUGGACUGCUGCCUUGCCAGCCCUUCAAAUCCGCGCCGGGUUCUCUAUUCGAGCUACAACAGCUCGUCUGCCGACCCCUGGUGGUUCUUAGCGCGCCCCAUUGAGCUGUGCUGGACGCAUAUUCCCGAACACCACGAGCAACAACACAUUUGCCCGCCUGUGGCCCACGAGGUUCUCCUUAACCUGCCGUGUGCUUGCCCGCCGUUCUUCAAUAACGAGCUGGAGAUGAUCGACUACAACACCUCGCUCACGCGGAUCGAAGACCUCGAGAUGGUGCACAUCAAGUUCAACGUUCCGGCCGAUGUCGAGGUGGCAGCCGAAGUCGAAGUGCGUAGCUACUCGCGUGACGCGGACGGCGACUUCUUCGAAUCGGGCGACACAGUCAAGAAGCGGGCGCUCGCGCAGGCGGAGUGGUUCAACGGGACCAAGCGGUAUACUAUCAAGGCCCUACUCCCGGCUGACGAGGGUACGGGUACGCUCAAGGUGUAUGCCGGCAAGCGCGGGCUCAUGCACAGCAUCAAGGACAUCCCGCACCCGCUGGCGUUUGCCCUGCCCAUCAUCCACACGGGCGAGAACCCGCCUUACGAGUUCGUCACCCGUCACCCGACGCCCCACGCCCAGCGCCACGACAUCUACGUCGUCCAGCCCCAGUGCCAGCGGCUCGCGCUGAACAACACCUUUGUAUUCGCCAUCCGUCAGCACCCCAGCUCUCUAGGGGGCGCGUCGGCGUCGGCCAUUUCCCCGAUGACGCCCUCGUCCAACCCGGGCAAUGCGAGCCCAAUCCCGUUCAUCAGGCCCAGCUCCGCUAUGAGCAUGACCAGCUCCGCGGCGGGCUCCAACCCGAGCACCGUCGCUAGCGGUGGGAGCAACUCGUCGUCGUCGAAAAAGCCCGCCAAGCUCGCUAUCCAGACCCCCGGUGGGAAGAUCCUCCGGCUCAUGCGCAAGGAGGAGAGGCGCGGCAUCGGCGGUGUCUUGGGCGGUGGGAGGGGCCCGGCGUCCCCCGCAGCGUCGGGGCCGUUGCUGGGUGACGACGAUGCUCCUGGUGAUGGCGGGGUUUGGGAGACCAUCAUCAAGUGCUCGGAGCGCGGGGUGUGGCGCGGCCUGGUGCUGGCUGAUCGCACGGCGAGGUGGUGCGUUUUUGCGGAGUGGGUUUGUGAGGGCUGA